Dunckerocampus dactyliophorus (ringed pipefish) is the source of this 1941-nucleotide messenger RNA. RefSeq names its product sideroflexin 2 (gene sfxn2). Gene Ontology annotation, biological process: monoatomic ion transport; serine import into mitochondrion. Bases 365 to 1330 code for a protein of 321 amino acids. Lineage: Eukaryota; Metazoa; Chordata; Actinopteri; Syngnathiformes; Syngnathidae. Gene Ontology annotation, molecular function: monoatomic ion transmembrane transporter activity. The transcript has 12 exons. The record is from RefSeq and is a predicted model, not a curated record. Gene Ontology annotation, cellular component: mitochondrial inner membrane.
UUCUGAAAUACGUUUAUAUGUAGACAUAUUUGUUAACUGGUUUGAUUUUUAAGCGCCAACUUGAGCCAAAGCGUGUCGUCAAGUCGAUGUACGUUACAAAUUAGCUUAUAGCUACUAGCCGAACAUCAUUGUUAUGGAACUAAGCGGUGUUUAGGACCUGUGCGAUCUGGCCGUCACGGGGAGCUGCCCCGGCACGCCAUUGGCGGAGAGCUUGCCACAUGCACAAGUCUACUAUUGCCACCAAUAGCGCAUUUGAUUACCUGCCAGCUUCUUCUCGUAAGCGCCGGACGGUCCCUCGUAAAGGUCUGCAACGCCAGCCGCCGUGCAUUAACCUGCCACCUGUGAAUGCCUGCCAGGAACCACCAUGGCGCUGAGCUCGACGUUCGACAUAGACGCACCACGAUGGGACCAGUCCACGUUCACGGGCCGGCUGAGGCACUUCUUCAACGUCACCGACUGGCGGACGGCGCUCCUGCCUGACUCGCGCCUGGACGAGGCCAAAGCCUUAGUGGAGAGCUGCAGGGCGGGUUCCGUCCCACCGGGCACUACUGAGGAGCAGCUCUACUACGCCAAGAAGCUUUACGACUCCGCCUUCCACCCCGACACGGGGGACCGCAUGAACCUCAUCGGACGUAUGUCCUUCCAGGUUCCAGGAGGCAUGGCCAUCACCGGCGCCAUGCUCCAGUUUUACAGGACAGUUCCGGCGGUGGUGUUUUGGCAGUGGGUCAACCAGUCCUUCAACGCUCUGGUCAACUACACCAACCGCAACGCCGCAUCCAGCAUCACCCCCAAGCAGAUCGGCGUCGCCUACGUGACGGCGACCAGCACGGCUUUAGCCACGGCAGUCGGGCUGAACCUCUACACAAAGAGAGCGCCCCCUCUGGUCGCACGAUGGGUGCCUUUUGCAGCCGUGGCAGCGGCCAACUGUGUCAACAUUCCCAUGAUGAGGCAACAGGAAAUCCUGAACGGCAUCGCUGUAACCGAUGAAAAUGGGAACAAACUCGGCCACUCACAGAAAGCGGCGGUGAAAGGCAUCACACAGGUGGUCAUCUCCAGGAUCACCAUGGCUGCACCGGGAAUGAUCAUCCUCCCCAUCAUCAUGCAGCGGCUGGAAAAAUACAAAUUCAUGCAGAGAAUCACGUACCUCCACGGGCCCAUUCAAGUGAUGAUGGUGGGCGUCUUUUUGGUCUUCAUGGUGCCGGCAGCCUGCUCGCUUUUUCCACAGAAAUGCUCCAUUGCCGUAUCAAAACUGGAACCGGAACUCCGUGACUCCAUCGUCUCCAAGUACGGCGAUGCCGUGCAAUGCGUCUACUUCAACAAAGGCCUCUGAGGCCUUAACAGGACUGAAUGGAUACACUUAUGCCAUUUAUGUUCAUUUUCUUGGUGAUUAUCUUUCAAGAGGUGCUUCAACAAACUAUACAGCACAGUAAUGUGGUACGUGCUUUUUAAUUCUGUAUUUUUCUCUAAAUUAAUUAUUCCUCUUUUUAUUUCUCUCUUCACAAACCAAAUGAUCUCUUCUCAGGAACUUUCUUUGAUUUCCUUGCUUCAUCACGGGACUCAGUCAGAACUGAACACAAACAUGUUCUGAGCCUUUUUUAAAAAAGAAAAAACAAUAAAGAAAGUGUUUACGUGCCUUGGAGAGCGUUGCUUUGGCGACAAGGCUCCUGGGAUGCACUCAACCCCUCAAACUGACCUCUAUGCAUGGAUAAAGUAAGGUUGUGAGUGGACAAACAACACUACUCUUACUCUUUUUUUUUCUUUUUUUUUCCAAAUAUGGGAGCAAUAGUGCAAGGAAGGAGGGAGGAUGCUGCCUUCUGGUGGCAGAGUGGAUGGAGGUCAACUGAUUGUGGUUUUUGCAUGAUUCGGCUUCAAAGUUGGCCUCACUGAAGUAAAAUCACAUCACAAUCUUCAGCAUAAGAUGGAAUAAAAACCUACACAUUG